AUGAAGACCUCUGCCCUUCUUACUCUCCUUCCAGGAUGGGCCUUUGCGUCCGAUAUCCUCAGCAUCGCUCUCCACGCCAAAGAAGCCAGGGAUCUCCACAACUUCAUCCGGAACAAUGCGAACUUGGACUAUGGCUGCAGACCGGUUGUUAUGCGCUCCGACGGUGAGCAUAAGCUACACGCUCUCGUUUCCUCUGAGCAGUUGGACAUGCUGAAGCGGACGCUGGAUCCUCAAGUGGUACGCAUCGACAUGAUGGAUCAUCUCAACAAGAGGGAGGAACCCGCAGCUCCCAUCGGCAAGGGAGACCGCUUCCAGGGCGGUAAGGUGGCUCCUCGAGGUUUGGGCUCCCGCAAACCGGGAGAGCAGGCCGAUCUGGGCCCCAUCCUCAAUGUGAACGAAAUCCAUUCGGCGAUGAAAGCUCUUUCCAAGAAGUACGGCAUAGAGACCUUUGUUGCCCCUUAUAAGACGUAUGAGGGUCAAACCGUCAUUGGCGGUGUGGCGAACAGGAACGCAAAGACCAACUGGCUGGGGAGCAUCAGACAUGACCACCAGUACAUCUUCCUCAACUCGGGUAUCCACGCUCGUGAACGAGGCGGUCCCGACAACCUCAUUUACUUCAUCAGUGACCUCCUCUAUGCGGAUGCGCACGGCACCGGACUCACUUAUGGCAAGAAGAGCUUCACCAAGGAGCAAGUCAGCAAGGUCCUCGACUCCGGCAUUGUCUUCAUUCCUCUCUCCAACCCGGACGGCGUCCGCUACGACCAAGCGAACGGGAAUCUCUGGCGCAAGAACCGCAACCCUCAGAGCUCCACUCCCGGCAAGCCUAAAACGGUCGGCGUCGACCUGAAUCGCAACUUUGACUUUUUGUGGAACUUCACCAAGUAUUUCGACCCCAGCGUGGAGCCUGCGUCUAGCGAUCCCGCCGACGAGGCCUUCUACGGCACCGCCCCUUUCUCUGAGCCCGAAACCAAGAAUAUCCGCUGGGUAUAUGAGAAGUUCCCCAAGAUCAGCUGGUUCAUCGAUGUUCACUCCGCCGCCGGGACGCUUCUCUACUCGUGGGGUGACGAUGUCAAUCAGGCCAAUGACCCUAAACAGAACCUGUUCAAUCCGGCGUAUGAUGGCAAGCGUGGUCCCGUCGAAGACAGCAUCUACAAGGAGUACAUCUCCGAAGAAGAUUGGUACAAUGUCGCCCUUCAGGCCAACCGUACCACUGCCGCAAUGAAAGCCGUCGGCGGCCGCGAAUACGUGCCCCAGCAGGCCGUAGGGUUGUACCCAACGUCUGGCGCUAGUGACGACUGGUCGUUCAGCAGGUGGCACGGCAACAAGAAGCUCAACAAGGUGUAUGGUUACACGAUGGAGUUUGGCUACCCCACGAACUUCUAUCCGACCGCGGCAGAGUAUGUCCACAAUAUCCUGGAUACGAAUGCGGGGUUCAUGGAGUUCAUUCUCAAUGCUAACGAGAUUGGUUUGAAGCAUUGGUGA
Molecule: messenger RNA, 1482 nt
Organism: Westerdykella ornata
Lineage: Eukaryota; Fungi; Ascomycota; Dothideomycetes; Pleosporales; Sporormiaceae
Product: zinc carboxypeptidase A 1 precursor
Exons: 1
Coding region: 1-1482 (493 amino acids)
Biological process (GO): proteolysis
Molecular function (GO): zinc ion binding; metallocarboxypeptidase activity
Source: RefSeq, a predicted model, not a curated record